Molecule: messenger RNA, 2177 nt
Organism: Quercus lobata
Lineage: Eukaryota; Viridiplantae; Streptophyta; Magnoliopsida; Fagales; Fagaceae
Product: smr (Small MutS Related) domain-containing protein
Exons: 11
Coding region: 323-1882 (519 amino acids)
Source: RefSeq, a predicted model, not a curated record
AAGAUUCUCACUAUCAUUCAUUACAUGCCGUCAAAACAUGAAUCCUUUUCCUUUUCCUUUUCCUUUACCCUCUCUAUCUCUCAACAACUACCCCACCACCGUCCACCACUUUUUCCUGCAAAUUCCAUAUUUCUCCCAGAAUCCCUCUUUGUAUUUCAGUUUCAUCCUUCUCUCUCUCUCCUCUCCAAUUUAGGAUUUUCAAAUUCCAACGCGAUCGCUCAGAAUCAGAAACCCUAAUUUUUAAUUAAAGAAAAGGAAAUCAAUCAGAAUCCUCACCGCGAUCGUUGUAUCUCGGCCGUUGAUCUUCCAUUCUGAUACGCAGAUGAAGAACACGAGGAAGAAGAAGAGAAGGCCUCGAGUCUCUAAUCCCGUCGCCGGCGACAAUGGUGGCGUUGUUCCGACUGCCGAAGAGGACGAACAGAGUAAGAUCUUCAAAGCCUUAGCGGAUGCUUUCUCUUUGGCUUCUCUAGACGACGCCGAUUCGGCCCUCCGCCAAGCCAACGGCGAUCCUGACAAAGCUGCCGAGAUAUUAUCCAUGAGCUCGGGUUACAGUGCGGAUGACCCGUCCACGACGUCGGGUUCGGGUUCAAGUUCGGGCGCGAGUUCGGGUGCGAGCUCGUCGGGCUCGUCAGAGGGGUUUGUGGAGACCGGGUGCAUUCAGAAUGUGAUGAACGGGAAUGGUGGGUUUAGGGGGACGAAGCAGAAGAGAGUUGUUGCGUCGACGGGUUCGAUCUCGACGUUGUUGGGGAAAGAUUACGUGAAGUCCAGCCUACGGAGGGACUCGAAGAACAACUCCAAAGGGUUUAGUAACGGUAAAGGCGUUGUCGACAAAGAAGAGGCUGAGCAGUUUUUGUGUUCGAUGCUUGGAGAUGAAUGCGAGCUCAGCUUGGCUGUUGUUAGAGAUGUGCUCUGUCAAUGUGGAUAUGAUGUUGAAAAGGCCCUAGAUGCGUUGAUUGAAUUAUCAUCUUCCACCUUUGAGCAGUCUAGGAAUGAUAGUUACCUCAACAAUAGUGUUAACUAUAAAGAAGAUAUCAGAUUUCUUAUUGAACGCAAAGACAGUAUUACUGACAGGGCUUCCGAUUGCACAUCUUAUUCUUCUGAAAGUGAAGUCCAGGAUAGUAUAUGGUCUGUGGGGUAUGGUUGCAGGAAUUAUGCAAAGGUUCUUGCUAAUCCUGAAGCUAAGUCUCCAACUGGCCCAACAAUUACUGAGUCAGAGCUCCCUCAGAAGGUUUUGGAAUCUUUGUUUAAUGUCUCCAAGAGUCCUGAAUAUGAGCCAAGCACAAUGAAUUGGAGGAAUGUAGUAAAGAAACUGCAGUCAUUGGGGCCUGGGCUUGAUGUUUAUCCUUCUGGUGUUGCAGAACCGCAGCAGAAUACUUGCGCCAAAGGAGAGGAAUAUCACGUGUUCAGAACAUCUGCUAAGCAACAUUGGGAUUCAAUGAGGUCUUGCUAUCAGAAAGCUGCAGUGGCAUUUUCAAAGGGAGAGCGGCAGUAUGCAGCCUAUCUUUCUGACCAGGGCAAGGUUCAAACAAAAUUGGCUCGAGAGGCAGAUGAAAGGGCAAGCCAUGAUAUAUUUAAAGCUAGAAACAGGGGCAUUGAAAAUGUGAUAACAAUUGAUUUACAUGGGCAACAUGUCAAACAAGCAAUGCAGCUAGUAAAAGUUCACCUUCUACUUGGAACAUAUGUGCCCUCGGUUCAAAUUCUCAGGGUUAUCACAGGAUGUGGGUCACAUGGAUUAGGGAAGUCAAAGGUUAAACAAUCGGUUAUCAAACUUCUGCAACGGGAAGGUAUAGAAUGGAGCGAGGAGAACCAGGGAGUGUUGCUAAUCAAGCUCAAUGGAUGUAGAGAGUUUAGCUUUCUAAAUUCUGAAAGUGAUACCGAGUAGAUUUACCCAACUUAGUUCUUUACUACUCACCAUAGUUUUUUUUUUGUUUUGUUGUCAAAAGCUUGUUGUCUGACUAGAGACCAUGUAUGAAGUGUUCAUGCAUAGGCUCCAGUUGUUUAUAUUGAUGUAGAAGCUUUUUCUUUUAUAGGUAGGUGGAAAGAGAAGUUAGACCACCUAAUUGUAAAUUUAUUUAUGGCUUAAGCUGCUGUCUGUGCGUUGAAUCUGUAUUAACCAGCAGAAUAGUGUAUCUGACUCGAUUGUCUAUAAUGACAUGCAUGACCAUGAUUACCUUAAA